Plectropomus leopardus (leopard coralgrouper) is the source of this 5166-nucleotide messenger RNA. The record is from RefSeq and is a predicted model, not a curated record. NCBI's taxonomy places the organism in Eukaryota, Metazoa, Chordata, Actinopteri, Perciformes, Serranidae.
UGUAUGUGUGUGCGCUCUUCCACACAUUGUUUUGGUCUGCAGUUUUGUACAGUAAAGCAACAGAGAGGGGCCGAGGUCAGAGUCUCCUUGCCAGCCUGCCAGUAGGUUCUAGCUGACACGUGAAGUUAGCGUCCAGCAGUCGUCAGUCUGUGACCUCGGGGGCUGGCUGAUGCAAACACCAGCUGAAAUCAGCCAUUUCCUAAAUGAACGUGAUGGAGCAUCAGCAGCGCUGGUGAUGACACAGAAGAUGUGGAGUUGGUGGCGUCAACCAGCUUCUGGGCGAAGCAGAGAAGAAGAGAGGAUGAGGAGGUUUCAGUGAAAGGAGAAAAGGCUGAUGGAUAGAUGAUGGAAGCUUUUUUUUGUUUUGUUUUUUGAGAAAAGUCCUGAGGGGAUGAGACAAGACUAAGAAGGUGCAAAAAGAGUACAAAGGGGGAAAAGAAAGGUUUUAUCAUAAAGACAAAAGAAAAGAAGUGAAGGAAAAAUACAUUUCUAUGAAAAAUCUAAAAAGAAAUUUACAAGACGGCAAGUGUUUCAAGAGUGAGAGGAAGAACGUAUUGUGGUGCAGCACGCGGCAGAGAGAGCUGUAAAAAUAGAGAGAUAUUGUAUGUGUGUCCUAACAAAGCAGAAAGUGCAAGAGAGGAGGUUGAGAAGAAAAUUAGAGGGAAGAGAAAACCUGCAUGGGGCAGGCUGGAAGAGGGAGGCAGAGUUGUAAACACAAGGGUUGGAACGGCGGCGAGGAGGAAAGUACAGAAUCGAUGCCACUUGAUGGAAAGCUGGAGAGCAGGCGAGUGGAUGUGCCAUGGGAUGGAGAGGAAAGUGAGAGAAGGAGAAAGAAAUAGAAGCAUGUCAUCAGCCACACCAUGAGGGCUUCAAAGAUUGAGGCUAAGGAGGCUUGUGAUUGGCUCAGAGCAGCGGGAUUUCCACAGUAUGCCCAGCUCUAUGAAGAUUCCCAGUUUCCAAUUGACAUUUCCUCAGUGAAAAGGGACCACGACUUUUUGGACCGGGAUCUGGUGGAGCCUCUAUGUCGACGUCUAAAUACUCUGAACAAGUGUGCCUCCAUGAAACUGGAUGUCAGCCACCCCAAGAAGAAAAGUGAAGACUCUGAUGAAGAUGACCCGUUGGCUAUCAGUAAGAGGUGGACGUUUGAAUGGAGCAGCCGACGCUGGUCUCGCCUGCAGGACUUCCUGUUGGACAGCACCAAUGAAAGCAGCCCGACAGGUCAGGGGGAGGGUCUGCUGCACAGCACAGUGAGCAGUGAGAGUGUGCUGACGGACCUGAGCGAGCAGGAGAUCACAGAAAUCUCCUCACUGCACAGCGAGGACUCCGCCUCUGCCAUGCCCGACUCCAUAUCUAUGGCAUCUCUCUCUGCGUCCUACCAACCACCCAGAGAUCUUCCUCACUACAACUCCCUGCCAAUCAAGAGCAGCCGACACGGGCAAGGGGGGCGGAGUAAAGCCAAAGAGUUUUUGCGUCGCAUGGAAAUAAUGCGCACUUGGGGGCCGUCGACGAGACGAAAAAGCUCAACUCGCAGGCCACCGCUGGUCAUCAGUGGGCCGGUGUUGCAGGGCGAGGAGCCUCACGCACUGCAGGUGCUCCAGUGUACUCCCAUCAGCCAACUAGAACAAAGCUCUCAACACAACCACCAAACUGAUGGUAACACUUCCUCUGUCUCCCCUACCAAUGACUGUAAAGACCAACCCACGGUGAGCCCAAGCAGCGAGACAGUGGCGCCCAGUGUGAAGGAGCCUGUGAGUACAAAACACCGCACUGCCAGCAAGAGAAGCAGCAUGUAUCUGGAGGAUAUGGAGCUGCUUUCUCAAGGUAAGAGGACUGAAGGACAGAGCCAGUUUGGCAGAAACCAGUUUCGCUCAUAUGAAAACCUACUCAUUCACGUCCCCAAAGACCACAAACCAGGCACCUUUCCAAAAGCUUUAUCCAUAGAGAGCCUGGCACCUUCUCCUGGUGACGGGAACAACGGCCCAAAGACUCAAAGUUCUCCAUCCAACAAUGGCCUGGGUGAGCCCUGGUCUGGUAAACCUCUGUCCAAGCCCCCCUGUCCUGGGGCUCCACGGGGCAGCAGGGUGAGUGUUUACGACAACGUCCCGGGCUCCCACCUGUAUGCCAGCACAGGAGACCUGCUGGACUUGGAGAAAGAGGACAAUCUGUUCCCGCACCUAGAUGACAUCAUCCAGCAUGUGAGCGGCUUGCAGCAAAUAGUGGACCACUGGAGCCGCAGUGUGCUGCCUGAGGGUGAGGCAGGGGAGGAGGAAGGGGAGGGCAGGACCACUCCCAGUGAAGGCGAGAGAGAUGGGGUCUCCUUGAACGACACAGAUUCGACCGGAACUAGUCGGGAGAGGCGGGACUCUGGAGUUGGGGCCUCGCUGACAAGACCACGUCUGCGAUGGCCCAGCUUCAGAACCUCUGAUCAUCUCAACCAGCCAGCGUCUUCACUGCAGAUCAGCAGCCAAUCAGCGGGCCAGCUCAGCCUGCUGCAGAAGUUCUCUCUGCUCCUCCUCACCGCCAUCAUGGAGAAAUACUCGAUGUCUAAUAAACAUGGCUGGACAUGGUCUGUGCCCAAGUUUAUGAAGCGCAUGAAGGUGCCAGACUACAAAGAGAAGAGUGUGUUUGGUGUUCCCCUCAUCAUCCAUGUCCAGCGCUGUGGUUUUCCGCUCCCUCUGUGUUUACAGCAGGCCCUCAGCCACCUCCGAACUCACUGUCUGGACCAGGUGGGAUUGUUCCGCAAAUCUGGUGUCAAAUCUCGUAUUCAGGCUCUGAGGCAGCAGUGCGAGCUGUCCCCAGACUACGUGAGCUACGAGGACCAGUCAGCGUACGACGUGGCCGACAUGGUCAAACAGUUCUUCAGAGAUCUGCCUGAGCCUCUUCUAACAAGCAAGCUGGGGGAAACCUUCCUGCAUAUUUACCAGUAUGUCCCAAAGGAGCAGAGGUUACAGGCCGUCAGAGCGGCCAUUUUGCUGAUGCCGGAUGAAAACAGGGAGGUCCUGCAGACUUUGCUCUGCUUCCUGCGUGAUGUCACUUCCUUGGUGGAAGAGAACCAGAUGACGCCUAUGAACCUGGCUGUUUGUCUGGGACCUUCGCUCUUCCACUUAAGCAUACUGAAGAACGAAACACUGUCACCAAGGUCAAUCCAAAAGAAGUACACCACGGGCCGCCCCGAUCAGAAAGACCUGAGUGAGAACCUGGCAGCCACCCAGGGCCUGGCACACAUGAUCACUGAGUGCCAGCGUCUCUUUCAGAUCCCAGAGGAGAUGGUGACCCAGUCUCGCAACUCCUACAUGGAGGCUGAGCUGAUGGUGCCCCCGCUGGACGAGCUUUGUAAGACUCACGAGGAGGAAGUGGAUGUGGACGAGGAGGAGGAGGAUGAGGAGGGAUCCUAUCAUGCACACAUAGAAAGGCUGGUCCAGAAUCUGCUGGAGGAGGCCAAAGAUAAGAGCAAAGGCUGGGUGUCUCGCUCAACUACUGAUCAUACAGAACUGGCAUUUAAAAAGGUGGGAGAUGGUAACCCUCUGAGGCGGUGGCGAGUGAGUGUUGAGGUGUCGGCAGCACCCAGCGAGGUGCUGCAGCGGCUCUUGAGAGAGCGCCGUCUGUGGCAGAGUGAACUGCAGCAGGAGAAAGUUCUGGAGACGCUGGACAAACAGACGGACGUGUACCAGUACUCCUGCCACAGCAUGGCACCUCAGCCCAGCUGUGACUAUGUGGUACUAAGAUCAUGGCGCACAGACCUGUGUAAAGGCUCCUGUGCGCUGGUGUGUGUGUCCGUCGAACAUGAUGACAGCCCACGCAUGGGGGCAGUGAGGGGGGUGGUGCUGGAGUCACAGUACCUCCUCGAGCCCUGUGGGACCGGGAGGACCAGGCUCACACACAUCUCCAGAGUGGACCUCAGGGGAAGAUCUCCAGAAUGGUACAACAAAGCAUUUGGUCACCUGUGUGUAAGUGAGGCCCAGAGGAUCCGCUCUUCUUUUCAGCUGCCAGAUCAGACGAGCACUGAGGCCAAGAUCUGAACCCCAGAAAUCAAUCUUUAUCUUGGGUCGCACUGUCAGAGCAGCUGAGCCUGAGAACCAGUAAUCCAGGAGGGGAGUCAUCCAGGCGGUGGACUUUAGUGUCUUUUCACGCUGCUGAGCCACACUGAGCUUUACUGUCCCGAGUUACAGUCAUUCCCACAGAAAAUGGGUAUUUUUGGUCUUUUUAUCCAGAGAUUCUGCAGAACAUCAUAUCACUACUUAUUUAUCUCAUAAGUUGUGAUUUUCUGUCCCAUUUUUUGCCCCACGGAUCAAUGUUGGUUUCCAUUUCAAAGUAUAAAAUAGCGAUUUUUUUUCUUUGAAUGUUCAUUAUUGCUUCAUAUAAUUGGCUCAUAACCAUUUGCAUUAUGGAGAGAAUGUGGUUGAUUGCUCUGGAUCAUUCUUCCAAAUCCUCAUCUACCAAUCCAAUAUCUUGUAAAAAAAAUAAUGACCUAAUAAAACAGCCAGCACCAGAGGGCGUGAUCAUUAGAUGGUUGCACUCUCUAUCAACUUAAUCUGAUAUUACUAUAACUGAUUUUAUAGUAUGUAAAAAUGCCAUGAAGGUUAUUCACACUUAAAAUAGAAUAUCCAUGUUUGUAAUGAUUACUUUAAGAAAUCUAUAAUCUUUUUAAAAUGUCACAUGGGCUGCUAGUGAAUAUAUACAACUAAUUUGAUUGAAAAUGCUCAUAACAAGUUGUCUUCACAAAUGAUUUAUUGAACAGACCUGAGAAAGCAGAACACAUUCACCCCUGAUUUGCUUUUAUCACAUCUAUUAGACAAUUAAACAUCCAGUGUGUAGGAUUAAGGGGGAUAAAUUGGCAGAAAUUGAAUAUAACAAGUAUUUUUUCUUUAUUGUAUAAUCACCUAUAUGAAUUGUCGCAUUUUUUUCCCCGUUACUUGAGAAUGAGCCAUUUAUCUCUACAUAGGGGGCGGUUCCUCAUCCACAAAAUCUGCCAUGUUUCUACAGUAGCCCAGAACAGACAAACCAAACACUGGCUACAGACGGGGCCAUUUCCAUUCUCGCUUGGGCCAUCUUAGUUAGUGACCCCCCCCGGCAACGAGCCAAACAGUGUUGGGAAAACACUGAUUUUUAAUGUGAAACUGCUUUAUACAGUGUUUUCAUCGGUUUAAAUCACCAGGUCAACUUUUU